AUGGAAAUUAUUGAUACCACCAAUGAUAUUGAUACUAUAACCACAACUAUGAAAAGACUCUCAACAACUCCAAAUCAUAAAUUAAUUGAUAGUCUUCCUUAUAACUUUGCAAAUCAAAUAAAAAUGAUUCUACUAAACGAAGGUAAUCAUGAUGGGUUGGAUGAAGUCAUUUGUAAAUUAAACCAAAUUGCUGACGAAACAGGAAAUGGAAAUGUUCUACUUCCUAUUGUUCAAAACUUUGCGUUAAUUAAAGAUCAACAAAUGAGACCAUUGACUAGUAUUGAAAUUACUGUGUUUCAUUAUCAAUUAUUAGAACCGUUCAACACAAUAAUCAAUCCCAACGACCUUAUUAACGCAAUUUAUUGUGUUCCAAGAACAAAUAGUUGUUUAAUAAGAGCAUUCUUUUAUUGGAGUGGGUGUUAUUUUCUCAGAUUGAACUUAAUGAAGAAAGCAGAAUUUAUGUUUAGAAAUUGUUGUGAAAUACCACUAAUGAAAAAAACAGCUAGUAAGUUUGGAAUUGAAGCAUCAAAAAAACUUAUUUUAUUAACGGCUGCUCAUUUUGAACAGUACACCAUUCCUUUUCCUUAUUACCUUUUUAUUCCAAAAUGUUAUAAAAUGAUAGCAAAACUUUGUGGCGGAUAUAAUCUUGAAGGCAUUAACCGUUAUUCAUCAGAUAAAAUAUUUAAAGAAGAUGGAAAUGAUGGUGUUGUUGAAUACUUAUAUCAACAAUGUCAAAUCAAAGCAAUUGAACAUAUAGCAAAAGCAUAUUCUACAAUUUCAAUUGACGACAUUAUAAGGAAAAUAAAUAUAAGUCAAAGUGAUUUGAUUAAUUGCAUUGAACAACAAAAUAAAAGAGGAAAAGAUUGGGUAAUUAUUCAUGACACAAUCUUGUUUGGGAAUAAUCAUCUCAUCAACCAAAUCCAUAACGAAUCAUUUUUACUUCAAAUGACUGAAGUAACAUUACAACAAGCUAAUGACUUUAUGAACCUUAAGAAAAAACAAAGAAAUCAAUCAAAAAUGAAAAGUGAUUAA
Molecule: messenger RNA, 1032 nt
Organism: Entamoeba dispar SAW760
Lineage: Eukaryota; Evosea; Mastigamoebida; Endamoebidae
Exons: 1
Coding region: 1-1032 (343 amino acids)
Source: RefSeq, a predicted model, not a curated record